AUGGCGUCCGUAGCACCCCCCAGACGUUUCAAGGUAGAACCUAUUGAAACCAGCACUUCAAGCUCCAAGGAACGAAAAGCAGAUUUGGAAGAAGGAUCAGCAACACCCCCAAGGAGGUUCGCUCCAGAGCCAGUCGAGACUACCACUAAAAGUAAUCGCAAGUUUGCUCCCGAACCUACCGAAACCACGCAAAGGACCAACCGCAAGUUUGCCCCAGAGCCGAUAGAAACUACAACAAAAUCAAAUCGUAGAUUUGCCCCAGAGCCGACAGAGACGACACAGAGGUCAAAUCGAAGAUUUGCGCCUGAGCCUGUAGAAACUACAACAAAGACUAACCGCAAGUCUAUCCCGGAGCCGGUUGAGAUGACGCAAAGGACAAACCGGAAGUUUGUACCUCAACCAGUCGAGACUACACAGUCGACUAAUCGUAAAUUCGCACCUGAGCCUAUCGAGACGUCACAGAAGAAAGUUCGUCGGUUUGCACCAGAGCCUGUAGAGACAAGUACAAGCACAAGUAAAAGCCGUCGGAAAUUUGCUGAAGACUGGGACGAGAAAACGUCGCCAAGAAGGUUCAAACCUGAACCACUGGAAACAACGGCAAGAUUCAACCGAAGGCAGCCACCCAGCCCAAGGAAGUUUACACCGCAAUUAAUAGAGACUGCACAGAGAUCUCGCAGAACAGGUGAUGCAACUCCGGCACUUCUUCCCUCUGACAAGACGGAAGCAACACCUGAGAGCAAUGCUAUUAGUGCUAGGAAAGCACGAAUUCUAGGCAUCUCGCCCACACCACCCAACAACACACCAACCAUCGAUUACUCGCAAAACCCGCUGUUCUUAGAGAUUCGGCGUGCGGAGCUACCUCCAUCUCGACGGAGAUCCUGGUUUUCCUGUUCGCAGCAUUCGUUUCGUGUCCCGGAUUUGGAGCCCAUUGAGUCCUCCGAAUCAGAAGCAUCGGUUCCUCCAUCACCUAGCGCCUCUCCUUCCUUGGCUCCAGAUCACUCCUUCAUGUACAAGGAAGCUACACGAAGAAGAGAAAGCGUUGACGACAGUUCUUCCGGUUACCUACUUGCCCUCGCCGCCAAAGCCGCUGAAAGUCAACUACGCGAACAGGCCAUGGCGGCUUUCCCCAACGACGAUUUUCAUGAGCCUGUCGAUCACUUCAUAGAUCAUGAGAGUGAAGAGUCCGAAUCGCAAGACAGGCGAGGCUCCUCUUAUAGUGAGGUGAAUUGGGAUCUGAAGGACAUGCGAGAAUACCAGGGCUUGCAAGAUUACGAAAAACGAAAGGCGGAGAGGCAAGCUGCCCGGUCGAAGCAGGCAGCAGAAAGCUCAAAGCCUGCGUUUAGUCCCUUCGGCAAUCCAGCUGGCUUCCUUGACGCUUCGGCUGCAAAGAAGAUGGUUCUAGAUCGCGAAGUGGAGCCUAUGCGGAAGGGCGCGCGACCUCCCAUGCUGGGAAAAAACAUCAAGUUUCCAAGAUGCGAAUCCCCCGAGCCAGCACGCUUUGACCCUACGCAAGGAUGUGAUGCGGUACGCACAGCGAUGUGCUAUUUAUCCGAGCAGAGCAAGGCCGCCGAAGAUGGAAAGGAGAGCUUGUGGUGUGGGAAAGGCAACGGCAAGCAAACGAGCACGACACCAUCUCUUUGGUCCACAGCCAACAGUCGUGCCUCCAGUACCCAUGGGCUGUGGGGUGGUAUGUGCGUUAAUGAUGGAGACAAGUCGCCAAGAGGACCUACUGGCAUCCUGACACCCAUGCACGAAAAGGCAAACCCCAUGUCGCCGAACCCAUCGCCAGCUAUGAGCAUGAGCCUCCUGCCACCUACACCUCCAGCCUCAUCAACCGAUUUUGGUAACAUCGAUGAGAAGCUUGCCAUUGAGCAGACCAUCGAAGAAGAAUUUGGUGACGACUUCGUCACUCAGGUUUACAACUACCUGUCGCUAGGCUACCCAUCUAUGGCACAGCCUUUUGACCCAGAGCUGUCCAAGAUUUCCGGCAUCCCUGUCUCUGAGCUAAGACAGGAUGAUCACCUGGCGAAGUCUCGAGGCUACAUUCGCCUGGGGAAGGAUGGUAAUCUCAAAGACGCUGAGAUCACCGAGGAAACGUGCACACGCUGGCGAGCACUCCGAACCUAUAUCCAGGAGUGGGCUAGGCAGCAUCCUAAGAUGAGCGAUGCGCCCCCUUUGGAAGGCCAUGGGGUCGCCGUUCGGAAAGGAAGUUGGGGACUUUGA
Ascochyta rabiei is the source of this 2223-nucleotide messenger RNA. RefSeq lists its product as uncharacterized. NCBI's taxonomy places the organism in Eukaryota, Fungi, Ascomycota, Dothideomycetes, Pleosporales, Didymellaceae. The record is from RefSeq and is a predicted model, not a curated record. The transcript has a single exon. The coding region runs from base 1 to 2223 and encodes 740 amino acids.